UUCCUCCGUUCUCGAUGUCCCCUCUGUUUUGGUGGGUCCUAUAUGAAAGGGGAGGAUGUACAGGCCAUCAUAUGUUGCGAUGCAAAUUUCCAACUAAAGUGGAUUAAAGACAAGGAUCGUCGGCGUGGAAUGGAGGAGAAAGUCAGGGGGAAGGAUCCUGCUUUCACGUCACUGAGAACUGUAUUUUUGUCUGAGGACUUUGUUCAGUUUUGGAAAGAACACGUCGAGACCAUCUGCCCCACUAAAAAGUCUUCCAGGAAGCGCAGAAACCGUGAAGGGGAGGAGGUGGACAUUGAGCGUGCUCCAGCUGGUGCAGAUGAUAGGAGGGAGUUUGGCUUGCCAGUCCCGAACUCUACAUAUGAUGCUUGUUCUGAGUCUUUCAUCGCUGCCGAUGGGGAACGCAUUAAGGCAUCGACAGACUAUUUUGCAGACACUGGAGUGAUGGUGAUCCUGUGU
Cantharellus anzutake is the source of this 456-nucleotide messenger RNA. RefSeq lists its product as uncharacterized. The annotation marks the transcript as partial. The record is from RefSeq and is a predicted model, not a curated record. NCBI's taxonomy places the organism in Eukaryota, Fungi, Basidiomycota, Agaricomycetes, Cantharellales, Hydnaceae. The transcript has a single exon.